AUGUCCAAAGCCAGCAAGCGCGGGAGGUUCGCUGAACUGCGCGCCUUGCGCCAGUCUGGCAAGAAGAAUUUUGACACGUACGAGGUCGAAGAUGCUGCGGACCUCUACGAAGAAGUCGACGAGAACCAGUACAAGAAGAUCGUUCGAGACCGCCUUAACGAAGACGACUUUGUUGUAGAUGACAACGGUGAGGGGUAUGCCGACGACGGCCGUGAAGAAUGGGACCGCGUGCAAACGUACGAUUCUGAAAGUGAUGGCGCCUUGCCAGUUCGUGGAAAGGAUCGAAAGUCCAAGAAGCAGCGGGAUGAAGAGCAGUCAAAACGAGACGCGAAUGACCGGAACAUCUCGGAGUACUUUACAAAGGGGGCUUCCAAGGCACAACCUAAGCCAAAGGUCAUCAAGACAGAAGAAGACGACAAGUUUCUGGAAGAUCUCCUCGGCGAAGUCGAUGCGAACGUCCCGGUACCCGCUCCGAGGGUGACGAAGAAGAGAGACAGGUCGGCCGAGAGGAGGAGAAACCGCGCGCUCUCCCCAGCACGAGAAUCGCGGCAGCCGGCCACCAAGAAGACCAAAAUGCUUGACGGUAGUGCAUCCUCUCCCGUGGCCACCGAUGUUGCCAUGGCCGAAGACGAUUUUGUGCCGCCCGCCGAAGAAGAUGAACUCCCUGUGCCUCUCGACGUGGACAUGAGCGACCCUGCACCCUCUUCGCCUGCAGCAAAGGUUGCUGAGCGGCGGACACAACCCAAGCCAGACACCAACGAAUACGACGACUUCGACGAUGACGAUGACGACAUGAUGGAAGUUGGCCGUACAGGUGCUGUUGCUGCUGCGAGUGUCAACCUGUCCGCCGCGCGGCAGAUCAAGAAGAUCAUCAAACCCGACCCAACACCGGUGACUUCGUCACCCGCCAAGGGUCCGGAAACGGCCGUUGACGCAUCGUCGUGGAAUGGUAUCAACGACAAGCUUAACGUCGUAAGCAGCUCGCAACCAGAGGCUAGGAGUAUGGGAAAGAUGGACUACAAAGACGCCAUCGAGCCGGAUGGCAGUCUGAACAUGUUUUGGACUGAUUAUACCGAAGUGCAUGGCAGCUUGUGUCUCUUUGGUAAGGUUCUGAACAAAAAGACCGGUCAUCAUGUCAGCUGCUUCGUGAAAGUCGACAACAUUCUCAGGAAGCUCUAUUUCUUGCCCCGCAAGCACCGGGUGCAGCGCGGUGUUAAAACCACGGAGCAGGUGGAGAUGAUGGAUGUCUACAGCGAAGUUGACACUAUCAUGACCAAGAUGAACGUCAACAUGCACAAGAUCAAGACUUGCACCCGGAAAUAUGCCUUCGAACUCCCCGACAUCCCCAAAAAGGCUCAGUACAUGAAGCUGCUCUACCCCUACACCAAGCCCGCCAUUGAGCUCGGCACGAAGGGCGAGACCUUCUCACAUGUUUUCGGCACCAAUACUUCUCUAUUCGAGCAAUUCGUGCUCUGGAAAAACGUCAUGGGUCCGUGCUGGUUGCGGAUCAAAGAUGCCGACUUUGGUGCAUUGAAGAAUGCCUCGCACUGCCGGCUCGAAGUCCUUGUCGAUAACCCAGAGAUGGUGACGGUGGUGGAAGAGAAUGAAGGCAUGGAUAUGCCUCCGCUAACCAUGAUGAGCAUCGCCCUGCGCACCAUGUUCAAUGCAAAAGACAACAAGCAGGAGAUUUUAGCCAUCAGCGCCAGGAUCUACGAGGAUGUUUCGCUCAGCGACACAACUCCGGCAGAUAAGCUGCCAUGUCGGACGUUCACCCUCGUCCGGCCACAAACAAAUGCCUUCCCUCUCGGUUUUGAGAAACUAGCCAAGGAGAGGAAGAGAGGAUCGGUCAAGCUUAUGAAGCAGGAGUCUGAUAUCCUAACCUUCUUCUUAGCCCAGGUUGAUCUUGUUGACCCGGACGUCAUUCUCGGCCACCAGCUGGAGGGCGUAGACUAUAGCAUUUUGCUGAACCGCCUCUACGAGAAAAAGACACAUCAAUGGUCUCGCCUAGGGAGGUUGAGGCGGUCCGCAUGGCCACCCUCCAUUGGCAAAGUCGGCGGCAACGUUUUUGCCGAGCGCCAGGUUAUGGCCGGUCGCCUUCUUUGCGAUCUCGCCAACGAGGCCGGCAAAUCUGUCAUGUAUCAGUGCCAGUCGUGGAGUCUGACGGAAAUGUGCAGUCGCUAUCUUGGGGGAGAUAUCCAUCGACGAGAUGUAGACAACGAGUCGGCUCUCAAAACCUGGGCUGUUUCUAAGGAGGGCCUGAUAGACUACUUGUCGCACGCCGAGGCCGACACCUACUUUAUCUCGGCCCUGGCCUUCAGGACUCAGAUCCUUCCUCUCACCAAAGUCCUCACCAACCUGGCAGGUAACUCGUGGGCGCGAACCCUUACAGGUACCCGUGCCGAGCGAAACGAGUACAUUCUUCUUCACGCAUUCCACAAGAAACGCUUCAUCUGCCCUGACAAACAGCCCUUCAAGGGGCGAGGGCGCGCCGACGAAGAAGACCAGGAGGACGGUGGCGCCGAUAGUAAGAAAAAGGACAAGUACAAGGGUGGUCUCGUUUUCGAGCCCGAAAGGGGUCUAUAUGACAAGUUUGUGCUCGUCAUGGACUUCAACUCCCUUUAUCCCUCCAUCAUCCAAGAGUACAAUAUCUGCUUUACUACCGUUGAUCGGUCGUUUGUGUCGGAUGAUGAAGAUGGAGUGCCUCCAGUUCCGGAGGACAAAGAACUUGGAAUCCUCCCGAAGCUCAUUUCUGAGCUGGUCGAUCGUCGUAGACAAGUCAAGGGCCUGAUGAAGGCCAAGGGUAUCACCCCAGAGCAACUUGCAACCUACGACAUCAAGCAACUAGCCCUAAAGUUGACGGCCAAUUCCAUGUACGGCUGUUUGGGGUAUACCAAGUCUCGGUUCUACGCCAGACCUCUUGCUGUUCUCACCACCUUUAAGGGCCGCGAGAUUCUCCGCAGCACCAAAGAUUUGGCUGAGGGCAUGUCACUGCAGGUCAUCUAUGGUGACACGGACUCCGUCAUGAUCAACGCGAAUGUGGACAAUGUAGCGGACGCGUUCAAGGUUGGCCGGGCGUUCAAAGCCGAGGUCAACAAGCGGUACAAGCGGCUCGAGAUCGAUAUCGACAAUGUUUUCCGCCGCAUCCUCCUCCAGGCCAAGAAGAAGUAUGCCGCCAUGAACCUUGUCGAGGUCGACGGAAAAUUCAUCGAGGAGAUGGAGGUCAAGGGUCUCGACAUGAAGCGCCGCGAGUAUUGUCCUUUGUCAAGGGAUAUUUCGAAGCGUAUCCUCGACGAGAUUCUUUCGGGCGAUGACAUCGAGCUAUCCAUCCAGCGCAUCCACGAAUACUUGCGUGACAUCUCAAGCAAGAUGCGCGAACAAGCGAUUGCAACAUCCAAAUACAUCAUCCUGACCCAACUCGGCAAAUCUCCCAAGGAGUAUCCCAACGCAGACAGCAUGCCUCAGGUCCAAGUUGCUCUCCGCGAACUUGCGCGUGGCAAGACGAUGCGCAAAGGCGACGUCGUUUCGUACAUCAUCACAGGCGAUAGCAAGACCACGUCAGAGCCUGCCCCAAAGCGCGCCUACACCCCACAAGACGUGCUCAAGGCCGAUUCGGGCCUGACUCCCGACGUGGAGUGGUACCUGGGCAAGCAAAUCUUCCCGCCCGUCGAGCGCCUCUGCGCGAAUAUCGUCGGCACCUCAACCGCCCAGCUGGCCGACAACCUCGGCCUCGACGUCCGGCGCUACGCCACCAACAACACCAGCAACUCUUCCAGCAGCAACCGCGACGUCGAGAUCCACCCGCUCGAGUCCCAAAUCCCCGACGCGACCCGCUUCCAAGACUGCGCGCGCCUCUCGCUGCGCUGCCGCGCCUGCAAGACCACCGCCCCCUUCGAAGGCCUGCUCGGCUCCAGCGACCGCAUCACCCCCUCGGGCGUGUCCUGCCCCCAGUGCGGCACCGUCCUCUCGACGCUCUCCAUCGUGGCGCAGGUCGAGGCGGCGGCGCGCGCCCAGACGGCGCGCUACUACGAAGGGUGGCUGGUGUGCGACGACGCGAGCUGCGGCAACCGCACGCGACAGAUCAGCGUCGCGGGCAGCCGCUGCCUGGGGCCCCGCGGCCUCGCCCGCGACUGCCAGGGCCGCAUGCGCUACGAGAUGGGCGAGAAGGCCGUCUACAACCAGCUGCUGUACUUUGCCUCGCUGUGGGACGUGGACCGCGCCAAGAAGAAGCUUGUCGCGACCGCGACUGAGGGCGGGGAGGGUGUUCCGGCCGGGGAGGCGAGGGAUAAGGUGCUUGUGCUGGCGGAGCAUAAUAAAACGAGGUUUGGGACGGUGAAGGGCGUGAUGGAUAAGUAUUUGGAGAAGUGUGGCCGGCAGUGGGUGGCCAUGGAUACCCUGUUUUCAAAGCUUGGGUUUACGGCUGCUUGA
Molecule: messenger RNA, 4425 nt
Organism: Chaetomium globosum CBS 148.51
Lineage: Eukaryota; Fungi; Ascomycota; Sordariomycetes; Sordariales; Chaetomiaceae
Exons: 4
Coding region: 1-4425 (1474 amino acids)
Biological process (GO): DNA replication; mitotic DNA replication initiation; leading strand elongation
Cellular component (GO): alpha DNA polymerase:primase complex
Molecular function (GO): DNA replication origin binding; chromatin binding; single-stranded DNA binding
Source: RefSeq, a predicted model, not a curated record